This is a messenger RNA of Alnus glutinosa, 493 nucleotides long. RefSeq names its product protein GLUTAMINE DUMPER 5-like. Gene Ontology annotation, biological process: regulation of amino acid export. The record is from RefSeq and is a predicted model, not a curated record. Bases 67 to 381 code for a protein of 104 amino acids. The transcript has a single exon. NCBI's taxonomy places the organism in Eukaryota, Viridiplantae, Streptophyta, Magnoliopsida, Fagales, Betulaceae.
GCAUAUAUUGGCAAAGUUAGAGAUACAAAAUUAAAGGGAUCGAUCGGAGACGUCAGUGAUCAGAAAAUGAGGCCUGUAAACAACUCCACUGCAGCUACUGUUGAUGCUGGCUUCCGGAACUUCAAAUCACCCAUUCCUUACCUCUUUGCCGGCCUAGCCGUCAUGUUGGGACUCAUUGUGGUGGCAUUGGUAAUUCUAGCUUGCUCUUAUCGUAAAUCUUUGCCGGACUCGCCUAGUGAUGCUGAAGAAAAACCAGCAAAGCCGGUACCAGACAUGGAGAUGGAUUCCGAGCCAAAGAUUGUUGUCAUCAUGGCUGGAGAAGACAACCCUACAUACUUGGCCAAACCCACCUCUAUCACUUCCCAUACUGAACCAGUCUAAGUUGAAAUAGUUAUAUUUUGUUAUUCUUUUUCUCUUAGCAUUGUAAUUUUCUUGUUUAGGCUUUGCGAGAAUAUGUAAAAAUGAGUUCAAAAUUCUUUGGUCAUUUUUAUUA